Pseudomassariella vexata is the source of this 492-nucleotide messenger RNA. RefSeq names its product cyclophilin-like domain-containing protein. The transcript is spliced from 2 exons. Bases 1 to 492 code for a protein of 163 amino acids. The record is from RefSeq and is a predicted model, not a curated record. Gene Ontology annotation, cellular component: catalytic step 2 spliceosome. Gene Ontology annotation, molecular function: peptidyl-prolyl cis-trans isomerase activity. NCBI's taxonomy places the organism in Eukaryota, Fungi, Ascomycota, Sordariomycetes, Amphisphaeriales, Pseudomassariaceae. Gene Ontology annotation, biological process: protein peptidyl-prolyl isomerization.
AUGACCGCCCCAAAUGUCGUCCUCGAAACCACCAUGGGCGCCAUAACCCUCGAACUCUACCCAGACCACGCGCCGCGCACCUGCCAAAACUUCCUCGAGCUCACCAAGCGAUCUUACUACGACAACAUCGUGAUCCACCGCAUCAUCCCGAACUUCAUGAUCCAAACUGGUGACCCGACGGGCACCGGCCGCGGCGGGAGCAGCAUCUAUGGCGACAAGUUUGAGGACGAGAUCCACGCGGGCUUGCGACAUACGGGCGCGGGGGUGUUGAGUAUGGCCAACGCGGGGCCGAAUACCAACGGUAGCCAGUUUUUUAUUACCCUUGCACCGACACCAUGGCUCGAUGGGAAACAUACUAUUUUUGGGCGUGUUCAGAGCGGGUUGGGGGCUGUGAAGAGGAUGGGGCUUGUGAGGACGGGUGUUGAGGACCGGCCGGUGGAGGAGGUGAAGAUUCUGAAGGCGAGGGUCGUGGAGGAAGGCGGUCAUGGAUAA